Molecule: messenger RNA, 1404 nt
Organism: Lytechinus variegatus (green sea urchin)
Lineage: Eukaryota; Metazoa; Echinodermata; Echinoidea; Temnopleuroida; Toxopneustidae
Exons: 6
Coding region: 1-1404 (467 amino acids)
Biological process (GO): netrin-activated signaling pathway
Cellular component (GO): membrane
Molecular function (GO): netrin receptor activity
Source: RefSeq, a predicted model, not a curated record
AUGUGGAAAUCAUCUCAAAUAUCAUCGGAUAAACCGGAUGAGAAAUUGAAGACUGUCUGGAAAUCUUUGAAUGAGGCUUCAAAAAAGACGGACACGAAUGAUGACGAGAAUAGUGAUGACGUGACUCCUCUUGACCCGGAUGUGAAUUAUGACCCAUCACCUCAAGAGACAGAAUCGGAUGAAGAUGAAGAGAAUGAAGAUUGGAAGAUCAUCGAAUACUCAGUGUCAGACAAAGAUGAAACCGUUGUCGACAUCGACGGGUAUGGAGGUUCACCUAGUAAUUCAGAACUGUGUACAGUCGUUCGUCGGGUGGCGAAUGUCACGUUGGCCUUAGAACUGGCCAAAGCUCUUCGUUUGGACGUUAGUGACAUCAUAGUUCUCAUUGCACCUCGCGACCCUGCAUUAAUGGAGAGACUGGCAUGGAAACUCCUUCAUCAAUGGUGUAGACGUCUAGGAAGACAUGAGAAGGAAGAGAAAGUGUCUGCGCUUCUUCAAGGAUACUACAUCGAAGACACUCAAGCAGGUAUUGGUGAAAUCUCUGCCAAAAUUCGUACAACUCCAGACCUCAUCGACCUCUCUCAAAGGUUGGAUCUGUCAGCUUCUGAAAUUCUUCAGGUGAUGGCUUCAUUUUUGACUUUUGAAACUGCUUCGAUACGUCGGGUGGUACUACAAAUGCUUCAGAAAUGGGUCAAACAAGGAGGAACAAGGCUGAGGUUGCUUGAAAUGGUUCAAGCUUUUAAUUUCAACGAUGCUGCAGAACACAUAGCUCGAGCAAUACCAAACCACCCAGGUUUCUUGGACACUUUCACACAUGGCAUCAUUGAUCAUGAUGGUGGAGACCUGAAGCUAGACGAACCUGAUAUCUGGGUAUCUAUUCCUUCAGGAGCGAUCCCCAAAGGAAUGAAAUCACUUGUUACUCUCACUAUCUUACACGGAAGUUCAUCAGAGUUUCCACUGGAUCCUGCUGAAGUUCUUAUAACACCGACCAUCCGAUGUUCCUUCGACCAUGAUCUUCUCAAACCUGCCACUAUAGCGAUUCCACACUACAUUCCUCCAAAUCGAUACCAGCAGAAGAAGCAAGACUUGUGUAUGAAGCUGUAUAGCAAAAUAGGACCAGGAGAAUAUGGGUACAGGACUUUGCUUCCUGAAUCGACAAGAGAUUUUUGGAUCUCAGAAGACAAGCUUACCUUCUCAACGCGUCAUCUUCAAUACUUCGCUUUUUCUUCAAACGACAUCCAUGGAGUUCAAUUCAUUUGUGAAGUAUCACAGUCUCUUUUCAUCAGCAACUCCUCACACCCCACUCUGCGAAUCUGCAUCGCACAUCCUUAUAAAAUAGACUCUACAGUAUGUACAGGUGCUAGGUUGAUUGGCAAGAGUAGCGUUCGAUGCAUUAUUACAUCAUAG